AUCAGAGCGGUCGAUCUUCAAUUUGGUAGUCUCUCAGUGCUAUAAUUAGUGAAUACACCUUCCGGAACCACACGAAGUAAUCAACGACUGGCCACAGGAUGCGGACCCUUCAGAUUGGAGCUAUUGUUUUGCUGUGCCUAGCAUUGGCUAUAGAUGCACAAUGGUUUGGGAAAAAGAAACAAGAAGAGGAUCCCAAUGUGGCCCUUCUUUCAUACGCCCCGGUGGAUCCCAGUGUAACACCUCCCUCAACAACGGCAGCAGGUCCCACCCCGAGCACCACUCCGAUUCCGACCACGACGACAAAGAAGGGUUUCUUCGGUAAACUCUUUGGCGGUGGUUCGAAGAAGGAAGAGAAGGUCACGACUACGACCACUACUACCACAACCACAACUACGCCUGCGACUCCUACGACGAAGAAGACAGGUUUCUUCGGCGGACUCUUUGGAAAGAAGGAUAAGACUUCCACCACGACCGUUGCACCAUCGACAACGACGAAGGCGGGCACGACGGUGAAGCCAGGAACGGUCACAACGGCAAAAAGUGCCGUUGCUCCGACGGUAACGACCGCAAAAUCUGUCUUGCCUGUGGCCGGAGGACCAAGCACGACCCCGAAACCGGUAUCAACGGCGUCGACCACGACGACUACGCCGACGACGACGGUGACGACUCCCAAGUCAAAGGAUGCCUUCCCUGCUCUUCCCACGUCUCGCAGUGGUAGUCCCACACCGGCACCUGUGCCAACUUCAACCGUUGCCAACGCGUGGACACGUACGCCACCAACUGUUCCGCCUGCCGCCGGUGGAAAGUCUGGUGUAAGCUUUGUACCGACCACCCCUGGAACGGCUGGUGCCAAGGUCAGUAGCACCCCGGCAUCCGCCAGUACGGUCAGCGAAGGACCGGCCAGUGAUGAGGAACUGAUGGCUCUGUCCGAGUUGCUGUUCACCAAGGACACGAACAGCCCGAGCAAACAUGUAACUAUCAACUACCAGAAGCAGACUUCUUCCUUCGUCAACACGGACGAGGCACCGAAUCCAUUCCUUACGGUGGACGAGGCCAAGAUCUACGCCAUUCCUACGAUCGAGAAAAUGCACGCCCUGUUCAACAACUACGAGCUGGACACGAUGACCAACGAGUACGUGACGCCGCUGGAGAAGAAGGAAGAGAACGAUUUCGUCGAUGCGCUGCUGGCCACCAACGUGAUGCGCCAGGCCAUGUUGUUCCUGCAGAAGAAGGGCAUCGUGACGGCCGACCCGAAGACGCACCAUGAACUGCUGAAGACCAUCUGGUUUACGCUUUACUCGCGCGGCAAUGGCAAGAUUGGUAGCUCCGGAUUCGAGCACGUGUUCCUGAACGAAGUGAGCAAUGGUACGAUGAUCGGUCUGCACAACUGGCUGUACGUGUACGAUAUGGAGAAGGCUGGCCGUAUCGACUACAAGGGUUGGAAUAAGAAGAUGGAACUUGGCACGAAAGGAGAAAUUGCAAAGGUCCGCCUAACGUUCGACAAUCUGCAGAAACCAUCGAACUCACUAUUCGUUGGCACGUCGCCUGAGUUGGAGAUUGCACUGUACACCGUGUGCUUCCAGACCCGCCCAGACAAGGAGUGUCCGCUGGCGGUGAACGGAAAACCGUUCACGAUAAAAACCUUCACGUUCCGCUAUCGGGGUAAAAAUCUAAUCGGAGGAGCUUGGCCAAACAUCUAAACCGCGCCAAGCAUACGCUAGCCUGCCGCAGCACGUGGAUAGCUCUGACCGCGUAAUGAACGGUUGGUUGCCAUUAUUUUAUCUUGCACACGCACGAUGUUAAUCAAGCCUGUAUACCUCGAAUUUUAAUAAAAAUCUAAAUU
Anopheles coustani is the source of this 1843-nucleotide messenger RNA. Its product is annotated as endoribonuclease CG2145-like. The transcript is spliced from 5 exons. Bases 99 to 1700 code for a protein of 533 amino acids. Gene Ontology annotation, molecular function: RNA endonuclease activity. NCBI's taxonomy places the organism in Eukaryota, Metazoa, Arthropoda, Insecta, Diptera, Culicidae. The record is from RefSeq and is a predicted model, not a curated record.